Molecule: messenger RNA, 957 nt
Organism: Penicillium brevicompactum
Lineage: Eukaryota; Fungi; Ascomycota; Eurotiomycetes; Eurotiales; Aspergillaceae
Product: hemolysin III family protein
Exons: 1
Coding region: 1-957 (318 amino acids)
Cellular component (GO): membrane
Molecular function (GO): signaling receptor activity
Source: RefSeq, a predicted model, not a curated record
AUGCCUCGCCAGCGCCGCCCUAUUGAAGAACGGCUGGCCUCAGGGGAUAGUCAGCCUGCAGGAAUCCCUUCUGUCGGGGAGAGCCCUCCCAAGAUCCUAAAGCGACUUCUUCAUUGGGAUGAUCUACCUCACUGGCAACGAGACAACCAUCACAUACAUACUGGAUAUCGGCCCGCCUCGUCCUCGUUUUUGAGUUCAUUCCAGUCCCUGGGUUACCUUCACAAUGAGACGGUCAACAUCUACACCCACCUUUUACCAGCGACAAUUGCUGCUCCAGCAGCAUACGGACUGUACCAUUUACUUGCUCCGCGGUACCGGAAUGCAGCCGAUUCCGAUAUCCUCGCCUUUUGUUGCUUCUUCGCCGGGGCUAGCUUCUGCCUUGGUAUGUCUGCCACCUACCACACUAUCUCGAAUCAUUCUCCAGUGGUUGCCCGCAUUGGUAACGCGCUUGACUACAUUGGGAUCGUGGGACUUAUUGUUGGGAGCUUUGUACCCAGCGUGUUCUACGGGUUCUACUGUGUCCCCGAGCUCCAACACAGGUAUUGGACCAUGAUCUGUACCAUUGGAUUGGGCUGUGUGAUCGUUUCCGUCCUUCCCCGAUUCCGCACGCCCACCUGGCGUCCAUUUCGCGCCGCCAUGUUUGUCGGGAUGGGCUUGUCUGCCGUCUUUCCCGUGGUCCAUGGCGUCUUCCUUUUUGGCUUUGCUCGCAUGAGACAGCAGAUUGGACUCGGUUGGCUUCUUCUUCAAGGCUUCUUGUAUAUCCUCGGUGCAGGGAUCUAUGCGGCUCGAGUACCCGAGCGUCUCAUGCCCGGGAGAUUCGAUAUCGUGGGGAGUUCGCAUCAGAUCUUCCACGUGCUGGUUGUUUGCGCAGCGGUGGCCCAUCUCACAGGGCUGCUGAAGGCAUUCGAUUAUCGGCACAGUGGGGCUGCCGAGACGUGUCAGAUUCCACGCGGCUGA